ACACCCAUUAAUAUUUUUAAUUGUGCGAUAUUUCCAAACUAAAGAAAUAACAUUGUACCACCAACAUAAUGUAUUAUAAAUGUAUUUUGAUGGUAUUCGCAGCUACAUGCGUGUUAUAUGCAUCGGGACAGUCCUACGAAGACAAACGAUGCAAGUGUGUGUGCCCCAGCCUUGCAGCCAUCCUCAACAACACAAAUGGCUCUGAUCGUAAACUCUACAUUGCAAAUGUUCCUCCUAGUAAAUGUGACUGUGAUGGGGUAAUCCUGCCUCAAGUAGACGCAGAGAUCAAAAGUCGUGGGCAAGAGUUCUGCCCGCGAUGCGAAUGCAAAUAUGAAAACAGAAACACCACCAUCAUCAAGGUGGUAGUGAUCAUAGUGAUCUGGGUGAUCAUGUUGCUGGUGGUCUACAUGGGUUUCCUCAUCUGCUUGGACCCACUCAUCAACAAGAGGGCCAAAGCUUCUUACCAAGAGCACACUAAUGAAGAUGAUGAGGGCUCAGUCAGUGGGCCGUCGCAGCAGAUGGGCGUACGGGGCAACGUAUUGAACCGCGUCACUCAUCAACAGGACAAAUGGAAGCGGCAGGUCCGCGAACAACGACGCAACAUCUACGACAGGCACACAAUGCUCAACUAAGCCUAAUGGAAUGCACCUGGUCGCUCUUCUCACGAUACACGUUGGCUUACGUGUUACACUAUUAAUUUAAUACCUACAUAUAAUCCACUUUUUAUGUAUGAAUGUUACACACAGCUACUUUUAGCAGCGCGUCUGCGGCGCAUCUAUCUUUACACACACGUGCGACUUAGUAGCGAUACAAUCGCGAUGCAAAUGCGUUCCACGUUUUUAAUUAAUUUAUUUUAUUAAUUUAUUUCAAUUUUAAAUUUACAAUUAAUAAUAAAACAAAGUGCAUAAACCUAUACAGAUAUUUCGCACAUAAUGGUUCAACAUAAAAGUGGUUACACAGUCGCGCGUUUAUAAGUCUUCUUAAAGUCGCGCGUGUGUGUAAAAGUAGACGGUUAGCUACUGCAUCGCGUUUACAUCGCUGCCUUUAGUUAGUCAGUUACAGUCGCCGUGUGUAACCGCUCUAUGCAAUCUGGAUUCACCCCUUUGGACGCAUGGUUCGUCCACAAAACGCCAUCAUUCAAUAUGUUGCAGGCCCCGUCGAUGGUGUUUGAAUUUACAUAAUACAUAAGUCCAAUUAAUUAAUAAAAUGUAUAAAUAUGCUUUUGCAAAUCUUUCAGUAACUUUUAAUGUUAAUAGUUUUAUUGAGCAAUUGUGUGUGUUGCCUUCCGAGUUUCCAAAGUAUUUCGAUUAUCUUUAUGCUGUUAUUGCUUCGUUUGCUAUUUUAAUGUAGACUAAUUGAAUAAGUAUAUUCAUUGGGUACAAAAAAUUUAGUGUUCGUAAUUAAAGUGAUUAUUUUUAAUAACAAUUUCAACCAUGUAACGGUUAUUAUUAUUAUUAUAUUAGACAAGAAUUUUAAAUAUUACUUACAUAUUGCUGCGAAAAUUCACAAAUGUUUAAAUAAAGCAUGCUGCACACUUUCGGACAUGUUAGAGACACAAGUGCGACAAGAAUUUCAUACUUACGUGUCGAUCGAAUUAUCGGAAAGUCGCACGCUUUAUGUUUGAAACUAGUGUAGUCUCACAAGCAAUAAUCCUAACUAGUAAAAUAGUCCUCUAGUUAAAUAAUAUUACAGCUUUUCUACCUCCAAACACGCCACAUUGUUAUAAAAAUACUUUUUGAACAACAUGAAUAGAGUUGCCUGUACAUAUACAUUGCUACCAUAUGUCACUGUAAAGGAUAUAAUGUGUUCGUAUACAUAUAUCAUUAGAUAACAGUAAAUAAAGCAACACCUGUUAUAUGUGUAAAGAGGAUAUCAUUAGAAGUGUUACCACGUUUUUCAUGCGAUGAUACAAUGAAAAAUGCUGACGGCUAUAAAAAGAGCAAGCAAUAUUGUAAUUUUGUAGCAAUCAGAAACCAUAUAAAACUUUCUCGUGGUAGCCUGUAAUUAUUAUGUGUGUGUGUGUGUGUGUGUGUUUUAAGAUAACAUUGUAAUUAUUUGUAUUUUAUAUUUUGUACGUACUUUUGGUGUAAAAGUAUCAAUUUUAUCUUUGUAGAAUCUAAAACGAUACAUUCACUGCACGACGUAAUGGCCAACAUUCGAUAGGCUUGUGUUGGU
Hyposmocoma kahamanoa is the source of this 2175-nucleotide messenger RNA. RefSeq lists its product as uncharacterized. The coding region runs from base 69 to 632 and encodes 187 amino acids. Gene Ontology annotation, cellular component: lysosomal membrane. NCBI's taxonomy places the organism in Eukaryota, Metazoa, Arthropoda, Insecta, Lepidoptera, Cosmopterigidae. The record is from RefSeq and is a predicted model, not a curated record. The transcript is spliced from 5 exons.